Molecule: messenger RNA, 1495 nt
Organism: Rhizophagus irregularis DAOM 181602=DAOM 197198
Lineage: Eukaryota; Fungi; Glomeromycota; Glomeromycetes; Glomerales; Glomeraceae
Cellular component (GO): cytoplasm
Source: RefSeq, a predicted model, not a curated record
ACAAGUCUACAAGAUAUUAUUAUAUUGAUUAAAAAAUUUCAUAAUUUUCUUUAAUAAAAAUGACUUCAAUAUUCCAUUCAGGUCUCUCAAAAGAUCUUUUAUCAUUAUUAAAUGAUGCUGAUGAUUAUAACGUUAUUAUUCAAGUUGGUGAAAACAGAAAUAUGAAAGAAUUUCGUGCUCAUUCAGUGAUUUUACGUGCUCGCUCUCCUUAUUUUAAAAGUGCCUUCUCUGCCGAUUGGAUUUCAAAGAAAAAUAACAUGAUUACAAUUAAUAAACCAAACAUUGCUCCAACUGUUUUUGAAAUGGUUUUAAAAUAUAUUUAUACUGGUGAACUUGAUUUGACUAAACAAUCUGGUGAAGAUAUUCUCAGUUUAUUAGUUUCAUCUGAUGAAUUACUUAUUGAAGAACUAUUUAACCAUGUUCAAGAUUAUUUAAUUGAAAAAAAAACUAGUUGGGUUCAAAAAAAUUUUGUUCUUGUUCUCCAUACUGUGUUUCAACUUACUAGUUGCAAGAAAUUGCAAGAUUAUUGUCUUAAAUCUAUUUGUGAAGAUCCAGAAUCAUUUAUCUCUUCAAAAAUGUUUCCUUCGUUAGAUAAGGAUAUUCUUUUUGAUUUGCUUAAACGAGAUGAUUUUCAGAUUAAUGAAAUUGACAUUUGGGAUUGUCUAAUUAAAUGGGGCAUUGAACAAACACCCGGUUUAGGAAAUAAGAAUAGUGACAGAACCAAAUGGAAUAAUGAAAACUAUGAAGGAAUAAAGAAAACUUUGAAUCAAUUUGUUCCUCUUAUUCGGUUUGUGGGAAUUUCUUCUAAAGAUUUUUUUGAUAAAGUUCGUCCUUAUAAAGCUAUUAUUUCUCAUCAUAUUUAUGAAGAAUUAGAAGAAUUCUAUUAUAAGAAAACUUUACCAAAAACCACGACUUUACCACCUCGUACAGGAAAAUCAGGAUCAUUAACGUCAAAAAUCAUUAAAUCGAAACUUGUAAAUAUUAUUUCUAAUUGGAUUGAUAGAAAUAAUUCAGCAGCUCGUUCAAACAAUGACAAGUAUAAGUUUAAUCUAAUUUAUUUGAUGAGCCGUGAUGGGUUUGAUUGCAGAACAUUUUAUAAUAAAUGUAAUGGACAAGGACCAUUUGUAGUAUUAAUAAAAAUUCAAUCAAAGAAAAUCUAUGGUGGUUAUAAUCCAAUUGGAUAUACGGGAAGAAAUCUGUGGUUAUCUUCAACAGAAAGUUUUAUUUUUUCUUUUGAUAAUGAUCAAGAUAUACAUAAUAUGAAAAUAUGUAGGUCAUUAAAUACGAACUGUUCUGUAUUGGAUUACUGCAAUUAUGAUAAAUUCUUUAGUUUUGGAGAUAUGUUGUUUAUUUAUGAACAAAAUCUUUUUGUUGGAUAUAAUAAUGACCAUUAUGAAAACAAUUUUGGAGAAAAAAAUUCACCAUAUAUCAUUGAAGAAAUUGAAGUAUUCAGUGUAGUUAAGAAAUGAUUUAACUUUUAUUAAAGAAAUAUUUC